This is a messenger RNA of Schistosoma margrebowiei, 3218 nucleotides long. Lineage: Eukaryota; Metazoa; Platyhelminthes; Trematoda; Strigeidida; Schistosomatidae. The record is from the annotation of a GenBank genome assembly.
AUUUGUAGUUAGUCAGAAAUACAAGUGUUACACUGUUUGGUGGAUUGAUUUUGACAUCAGAUUGAAGUUGUUCGAGUUCAAGGUCAUCCUAACAUUUAAUUCAACUCACUUCUAUACGAAGUUCGAUAUUUCUUUCAGCCCAACCGCCCAUGUUUAUGUGAUAAAACAAUCAACCAAUCGAAAUAUAUGCUUAUGAUGGAUGAUGAUUUUUAUAAUGAUUCAAUUGGAGAUCAAAUUCUUUUGGAAUUAAAUAUCACUAACUUUACACCAACGUUAACUGACAAAAACAAACAAACUACGACAUCAACUAAAGAUAAAAUUAAUGAUGUAAAUGAUAACUCACAUUCAUUAUUAACCAUACCAGAUCAAUUUCUUGAUUUCCCCUAUCCGAAACCAUAUUCACAACAACUUGAAUUGAUGCAAACAGUCUAUAAGGCAUUAGAAUCUAACUGUUGUGGUAUAUUUGAAAGUCCAACUGGUACUGGCAAAUCAUUGAGUCUAUUAACAGCAACAUUACGUUGGCUUUUAGAUUAUAACGAAAAACAGGUUUUAUUAUUAAAUAGUCUUCAAUCUCAGUUAAAAUUAACGAAUUAUGAAAAUAAAGAGAAUAAUUCUAAGGAAUACGAUUGGAUAGUAGAAUAUGAUAAAAAUCGUUUAUUAAAAAAACAAAUUGAACCACAAAUUGAAGAUCUUUUAAUCUAUCAAUCUAAUUUACAAUUAAUUGAGAAAAUUAAAUCAUCUACCUCAUCAUUACUGUUUAAACAUCAAACUGACUUUUUAAAUGUUGAUAAAAUGUCCAUAACUGAAGCGAAUAUUGAAAGUAUUGAUAUUGAACAAUUGAAAAAUAUAAUAGACAUUUCCAACGAUCAAUAUGACUGCGAUGAUGAAUUAUUUUUAUGUAAACCUGAUGAAAACUUAUUCGAUAAACAUAAAAUUAUCGAAUUAGAUGAAAUUGAACUGGAACAACCGUUUGAAAGUCAAGAACAACAAAAAUCUGAUAAUGGAUUAUUACAUGUAAUUUAUUGUAGUCGUACUCAUUCACAACUCGGACAAAUAGCCAAAGAAUUUGCAAAAUGUAAAACAUUAUUUAAUAAAGUCACAAUAAUUCAAUUAUCAUCAAGAAAUUUGUUAUGCACUAAUGAAACAAUUUAUCAGUUAAAACACCCAGAUUUAAUUAAUAUUGCUUGUCUUGAAUUGAAUCGACCGCGUAAUCGUGAGGAAGGUCAAUCGAAAGGUUUCAAAUGUCCAAUGCGUAACUCAACAGCUGUUAAUAAUUUAUCCAAGCACCUAUUAAUUGGUAAUUCAGCUUUAAAUAUAACCAGUAGUAUUAGAGAUAGAAAGUCAAGUGAGUCAUCUAAAUCGAUCAAUGUUCUGAGUAAUUCUUUGAAAAAAUGCCAAAAAGACGAGAUAACAGUAAAUGAUACACAAUUGUCGUCUCAUAUUGGGUGUCCGUACUACGCUAAUCGUAAGGGAUUACCAUUAGCUCAAUUAGUUUUAGUACCAUAUUCAUCAUUACUACAACCAUCAAAUCGUUUGACAUCUGGUUUAAAACUAAAAAAUUCAAUUGUUAUAAUUGAUGAAGCGCAUAAUUUGUUAGAAGCAACGGCGUCAUCAAUGUCAGUCAGUUUGUCAUUGGUGAAUGAUUUAUACAAAUUAGAAGAGUUAUUUUCUGGUUAUUUACAAUAUUAUCGUUCACGUUUAUCUUCAUUUCUUACAUUAAGAUUACGUCAAAUGAGACAUUUUAUACAACAAUUAAAACUUUAUUUAAAUACAACACUUAAAAAUAUUCAAUUAUCAUUAUCUUCCAUAUCGGCUAAUGUUAUCAUUAAAACAGUGAAUAAAUUAUUUUCGGAAUCGAACUUGGACAACAUAAAUUUAAGUGAAUUUAUCGAUUGUUUAGAAUAUCAACACUUUAUCAUGAAAUUAAUUGGUUUCUCUAAAUGGUCUAAUAAUAUACAACAAAAUCCGAAACAUUUAGAAAAUGUUGCUACUAGCCAAACAGCUUGUUCACAAAUGACAAAUUUAUUAAACACUAUGAAAAGAAAAUAUUCUGAUGAGAAUAAUCAAUGUGGAGAUACAAGUCAGGUUUGUAUUUCGAAUAAAAAAUCUAAAAUAGAUAUUGAAAAGUCUGAAGGAAUCGGCUCCAGUUUAUUUAAAUUUCAUAGCUUUCUUAAAGCUUUGGAAUUUUGUGAAGAAGAUGCACGUAUAAUUAUUGAACCUGUUAAGAACUCAACAAAAUUAAAUCUAUCAAUCUCCUCAUCUGAUAUGUUGUCUUCGUCAAGUCAUCUUACAGAUGAUACUCAAGAUUUGUGUUUACGUGUGGUAUUUUUAAAUCCUGGAAGGUAUUUAAAAGAUCUAGUGCAAGAAGCUAGAAGUGUCCUUUUAGUCGGUGGUACAAUGCAACCAUUCAACGAAGCCAUUGAACAAAUAUUUAUACCAUCUGGUAAAUUAUCAAAUCAAAUCGUCACGUUUACAUGUGAUCAUGUGAUUAAUGCGAAAAAACAAUUAGCUGUUUAUCCUCUAGGUGUACAUAGCCAUCAAUCAAAUGGGGAAGUAUUUUCAUUAGAUUUCACAUACCAGUUCAGUCUUCAGAUGGAAUACAUACUACUUACAUCUGUCAGCACAAGUAGCAUACGCUACAUUACUAGCCGAAUGUACUCAUAUCUCAGUGUUAAAGUUUACAUUGAAGCUCGGAUCUAUUUCCUAUCAAUUCGAAUUCCCGUGUGUGUUUAUUCCUACAGUAUAAAUCAUCGAAUGUAACCGCACUAAUACCAUUGUAUUACAUUACGAUUCAAAUCUAAGUACUAAGACUAAAGCCAAAUAUACUGUUAUUUUAUUGUUUAUUUCCUGUUAAUUAGUCAUAUUCUCAUCAAUUAUGUUCUUAACUUCCUAUAUAUAUACUAAAUAUUUUUCUUUGUACGUAAAAACUGAAUUCAGUUUUAUAUUUACUACCUAUCUUUUAGAACCGUUCUAAUCCACAUAUGAUAGAUGCAUGCGGUGAAAUAAUUUUACAAAUAUGUCAACAACUGCCUGGUAUGUUAAACUUUUUUUUCAGUAACGAAAAACAUAGCUGUAUUUCACAUGAUGAUUCGACAGUAACCAUUAUAAACUAAGAGGGUAUCAAUGAAUUGCUAUUCGUUCUCAGUUUAAGACUACAACAUAUGUUUGAAUCCUUGAUCUUAUAAUCUCGGACAUCAGAUGGAAGCAAUCUUUCAAAA